Messenger RNA from Arachis stenosperma, 369 nucleotides. RefSeq lists its product as uncharacterized. Bases 1 to 369 code for a protein of 122 amino acids. NCBI's taxonomy places the organism in Eukaryota, Viridiplantae, Streptophyta, Magnoliopsida, Fabales, Fabaceae. The transcript has a single exon. The record is from RefSeq and is a predicted model, not a curated record.
AUGGCGAAAACCAAGAAUCAGAGGAAAACCGCCUUGGUGUCGACGUCCAAUCAUCAGAGGAGGACGUGCAUGUGUUCCCCUACGACGCACCCUGGCUCCUUCCGCUGCUCCUACCACAAACGCCUCGUCGAACAGCAGCAGCAGCAAAUGGCGUCGUUUCAUUCUGCUUCUUCUUCGAGUGGUAACACCCUAAAUCUUCGAAGAUCGGCGAUGCAGAACUUGCUGGUGCGGAUCGGAGGAGUGGAGGGCGAGCUGGUGAAGAGAGCUCUAAGUACUCUGAUCAGACCCUCCUCCCACAACCAUCCCCGCCGUGAAGCCUUUCAUUCAAGGCCGAGCUGCCUCUCCAUCAUGUCCAAGGCAGAAAAUUAG